ACCCGGAAGACAAGGGGCGGGGCCUCCCCUCUCGCUCCGCCCCUUCCGCCCAAACCAGAAGUCAAGGGGCGGCGCCUCCCUGAGGGGAAAUGGCGGCUCCCGCGGCAAGCACGUCGACAGCGGGCUCCGUCCCGGGGCCUUUCCGCUUCCGCCCGGCGCGGCUCCGCUUCCCCGCCCACCACCCGUUCUUCGAGGGCAGAGGUGCGGUGCCACUUCCAGGGCUGCGGGGAGGCCUUUGCCUCGCUGGCGGCCUUUGAGCACCACUACGAGCUGCUCCACCGGGACGCCUGCUCCGCCUGCCGCCGGGCCUUCCCCUCGCGGCGCCUGCUGGACCUCCACCUCCUGGAGCAGCACGGGGCCGCCCUCUUCCAGCUCCAGGCCCAGCAGCGCUGUAUGUUCCAGUGUCUAGUGGAGGGCUGCCCAGAGGCCUUCAGGAGCCCAGAGGACCGCAAGGAGCACCUCGUUGCUGCCCACUGCUACCCCCCGGACUUCCGCUUUGACAAGACCCCCAAACGCGGGAGCAGAGCGAAGGCAAGGAGACCACGAUCCGGGGAGGACGGCACUGCACCCAUGGAGGUAGCGGACCAAAAGGAGAUGGCGGAGGAGGCCAUGGAAGAGGGGCCCAAAGGGUCCCGCCAGGCCCGGAGGCAGGUGACGCCCAGAGUCCCCGCCAGCAUUUCCUUUGGGCAAGGAGCCCCCCGGGCCUUUGAGGGCAGGAGCGGCAGGAGGAAGCGGCCCUGAACAGAAGGACCGGCUGCUGGACGGCCCUCUCCCACGCUCUUCCCCUUUGCCCUUGGGCCUGGCCAGGAGUGGCCGGGGUCAGUCUUCUCAGGGGUGUGUUCAGAAAUAAACCAGCAUCCAGCCCA
This is a messenger RNA of Anolis carolinensis (green anole), 866 nucleotides long. It is a transcript of the gene znf511, whose product is annotated as zinc finger protein 511. The annotation marks the transcript as partial. The record is from RefSeq and is a predicted model, not a curated record. The transcript has 5 exons. NCBI's taxonomy places the organism in Eukaryota, Metazoa, Chordata, Lepidosauria, Squamata, Anolidae.